CUCACAGAGACAAGAGAAAGAUAAAACAAGAAAGGAGAAGAGAGUGCACUGGACUGGAAACAACACAACAUCAACCAACGCAACUGGUCUACAAGGAAACUUCAUAUUCGUUCCGUCUCGGUUCACGAAAGCAGAGGACAUUCAGAGCAAUUGAAUACACUGAAAAUUCCUAACGAUGAAGUCUGGACUACUUAGCGUCCUUAUUUUGGGGACCUUUGCCCUGGGUAUAUGGUGUGUGCCACUGAAGUCGGUUUUUGUUCGUUUUCCAGGAGAUGUUAUCAAAAACAUGACCGAUAAAGAGCUUGCAAAGGACUACCUGAAGCGGUUCGGUUACCUGGGCGACAACACUGUCCUAAUGAAGAGUGGUCUGCAGCCCUCGGUGUCCGUCUCCAAGGCGCUGCAGAGGAUGCAGAGGCAGUUCGGUCUGGAGGAGACGGGCAAGCUGGACGAUGUCACCCUGGAUGCCAUGAAGCAGCCGCGCUGUGGCGUCGUGGACGUUCGCAACUACCAGACGUUCGAGGGAGACCUGAAGUGGAACCACAACGACAUCACCUACAGGGUCCUGAACUACUCCCCAGACAUGGACUACUCUCUGAUCGAUGAUGCCUUCGCCCGUGCCUUCAAAGUGUGGAGUGACGUGACCCCCCUGACCUUCACCCGGCUGUAUGAGGGCGUGGCUGACAUCAUGAUCUCCUUUGGCAAAGCCGACCACGGAGACCCCUACCCAUUCGAUGGCAAAGAUGGCCUGCUGGCCCACGCCUACCCACCUGGUGAGGGGAUGCAGGGGGAUGCUCACUUUGAUGACGAUGAGUACUGGACUCUGGGAACUGGACCAGCGGUGAAGUCCCGCUAUGGAAACUCAGAUGGGGCCAUGUGCCACUUCCCCUUCACGUUCGAGGGUCAGUCCUACUCAUCUUGCACCACUGAGGGCCGCACAGACGACCUACCCUGGUGCUCCACCACGGCCGACUAUGACAAUGACAAGAAGUUUGGCUUCUGCCCCAGCGAGCUCCUGUACACAAUCGAUGGGAACAGCAAUGGUGCCGAGUGCGUUUUCCCCUUCGUGUUUCUGGGCGAGACAUACAAUGGAUGCACCACAGAGGGACGUGACGAUGGGUACCGCUGGUGUGCCACGACAAAGAACUUUGAUGAAGACAAGAAAUACGGUUUCUGUCCCAGCCGAGACACGGCUGUGACUGGGGGAAACUCCGAGGGAGAGCCCUGCCACUUUCCCUUCACAUUCCUGGACAAGACAUACACCUCCUGCACCAGCGAGGGGCGUGGGGAUGGCAGGCUGUGGUGCUCGACCACCAGCAACUAUGACAAAGACACGAAAUGGGGAUUCUGCCCAGACAAAGGAUACAGCCUGUUCCUGGUCGCUGCUCAUGAAUUCGGACAUGCUCUCGGCCUGGACCACUCCAACAUUCAGGACGCCCUAAUGUACCCCAUGUACAAAUACGUGGAGAAGUUCUCCCUGCAUGAAGAUGACAUCGAAGGCAUUCAGUAUCUCUAUGGAUCACACACUGGCCCCAACCCUCCUAAGCCCCCUAAACCCACAAGCUCAGGGUCCACCACAGAGCGCCCUCCAGUCACCGACACCACCAAGAGGCCCUCGGUCAAGACAACCACCAGCCCAACCACCACCACCACCAUCCGGCCAGACCCUUCAAAGGACGCAUGCCAGAUGGAGAUGUUUGACGCCAUCACCGAGAUCCAGGGGAAACUCCACUUCUUUAAGGACGGGCUCUAUUGGAAGUCAACUGGAAAGGACCACAAAGGCCUGUCAGGGCCCUUCCCCAUGGCUGACAUGUGGCCAGAUCUGCCUCCUGUUAUUGACACUGUCUUUGAGGAUCAGCUCACCAAGAAGAUCUACUUCUUCUCAGGCACUAGGUUUUGGGUCUACACUGGACAGAACGUCCUGGGGCCUCGCAACAUCGAGAAGCUCGGCCUCCCCAGCACGCUGAGCCGGGUGGAGGGGACCCUGCAGAGAGGCAAAGGAAAGGUCCUUCUCUUCAGCGGAGAAAACUACUGGAGACUGGAUGUCAAAGCUCAGAUCAUUGACAAAGGAUACCCGCGCUACACUGACCAGGUCUUCGGUGGGGUUCCCACUGAUGCCCAUGACGUAUUCCUCUACAAAGGACACACUUAUUUCUGCCGCGGCCGCUUCUACUGGAGGAUGAAUUCUCGUCGGCAAGUGGACAGAGUUGGCUACGUGAAGUACGACAUCCUGAAAUGCCCUGAGUACAACUCCUACCCUGCAAUGGAUUCACAGGAGAUGGAGGUGGAGAGCAGCAGCGACGUGGGCCCGUCCUCGGCCAUGGACAUGGAGGAGCCCUCGGAGAGCGGCAUGGGCAUGGAGUCCUCGGAGGCCAUGUCGGCCGACAGCAGCGACGCCGCACACGCACACGCGCCCGCCUCCGCCGCCACUAUGGCACCCGAGUCAGACUGCCACGUGGGACAGAGCUCGGAGGGGCUGGUGGUAUUCAUCCCGGAGACGAGCUCGAGCACCGACGUGCACGGCGGCCUGCAUCUGCCCGACUCCUCGUCCGUGGCCCAGUCCACCAGCGUGUCCAGCGUCUCCACGGUGACGCAGUCGGUGCUGGUGUCGGAGUCGGCCCAGGUGGUGGUGCACUCCAGCGCCGCGGUGUCGGACGGGGGCAUGAUGGUGUCGGACUCCACCGCCUCCACCUCCUCCGACCUGGGAUCCGCCAUCGACAAGAUCAUCGAGUCCACCAUCGGCCCCGAUAUUAUGAAUGGAUGUAUAGCCGUAACGAGUGCAGAAGAUGGUUCAGCUGAGACAACACAGUACCUGAUCUUACAAGGACCGGAUGAUGGAGCUCCUAUGGUGGCCCAGAUGUCCUCGUCCGCGCUGUCCAGCCGCAUCGCCAUCGACGCCCUGGCGGACGGGCCCACCUCCACCUGCCUGGAGCAGGGCGACAUGGGGGACGCCGUGCAGGGCAGCAGCAGCAGCAGCCUGGAUCCCGACCAACCAGACCAGACGGGACACUCCGGCUACCCAGAACACGAAGCCGGCAGCAGCAGCAGCAGUAGUAGCAGCAGCAGCAGUAGUAGUAGGCCUGAUCAGACAGCUGGGGAGGCACAUUGCAGCAGUGAUCACCCGUCUCGGACUCGAACUCGAGCUCGGCCGCUGUCCCGUUUCCCGCACUAUGGUGGUGGUGGUGAGGACGACGACUCCAGCGAGCCUUUGCAGAGCUACGCAGAGUGCAGCGGCACCAUGGACUCCUCCUCACACCCCCACCACAGCCGCCACGGCCGCCAUGGUCACAGCCAUAGUCACAGCGCACGCUACGUGGUGGAGUGCAGUAACGGCUACAUAGACUGCAGUCCGGAGGGGGGUAGUGUCGACGGAGGGGUGGGCGACGACGCAGAGGCCGAGAGGCCUCAGAACUCGCGCUACGACAUCGACAGCAGCAGUGCUGCUGUGGGCCGCGGAGGAGGGUCGCUGGUCCAGCGCAUCGCACAAUACGUGAAGCUGGUGUCGACGGCGGGAUCCGAGGACGACCAGCAGCCCGGCUGCUCACAUCACUACCGGGUCCACGAGACCAGCACCACCAGCAGCAGCACGCAGCCCGACCAGCCAGCGCACGGUGGCGGUGCCGACGACGACUCCAACGGCUACAUUGAGUGCAGCACGGGCCAGGGCUCGCUGUACGCGGACGAGGGCACGGCGUCGGGCUCGUCACCGCGGCAACGCUCGUUAGCGGACACGGUGGCGGGAAGCAGCGACCUGGCGUACGAGGCCGAGGCCAUGGAGUGCAGCGAAAGCCAGGCGGGAACCUACAUCAGCAGCAGCGGCACCUACACCGCCCAGCUCGAACCCGAACCGGAGCCCGAACCGGAGGCAGAGGCAGUGGCUGUAGCCCAGUGGUCCCCUGGUGUGAGCGGUGGUGGAGGAGAUGGGGAUGGGGAUGGAAGAGAGAGGAGUGAAGGAGUGGUGCAGCAGCAGGUGGAGGGGAGUGGAGUAGUGCUGGUGGAGGAAUCAGGGGUGGUGGAAGGGGCCGGUGAAGGGGUUGAGGGUGAGGGUGAGGGUGAGGGUGAGGGUGAGGGUGAAGGUGGUGGGGGUGACAGGGGGCCAGAUCUGGCAGCGCUGGAGGAGAUGAUGGAGGUGGUGAUCGUGCAGCAGUUCAAGUGCAAGAUGUGCCCCUACAAGAGCGUCUCCAAGGACACGCUCAUCAACCACAUGAGGGACAGACACUUCAACAAGUCUCCUGGUGCAUUGCCGAAGAAGAGGGGUCCCGGCAGGCCGCGGAGGGCGGAGGCGGCCAUGAAACAGGCGGCCGGGGUAACGGUGAAGGUGGAGGAGCCGGCCGAGGAAGAAGAGGAUGACAUCGUGGAUGCCGGUGCCAUCGACGACCGAGAAGGGGACAGUGACUACAGUCCAGCUGAGCAGGAGCAUCGCCGCAAGCAGCAGGCUGCAGCCCAGAGCCAAAGCCAGGGCCAGGGCCCCUCCUCCUGCCCCUCAUCCUCCCAGGACCGGCCCCGCCGCAGGGUGGGACGGCCAAAGAAGUUCAGCUACUUCUAUGGCAGCCAGGAAGCGGAGGGAGUAUCCAAAGCUAACGGUAGUGUGGAUACUCCGGGAUCAGAAGAAGCCAGUUCUUCAGGGCUGGGCAAUGGAACCACCCCUUUGGCCAAUGGCACCCAAGCGGAACCAGGGGUCAGCCAAUCAGAUUCUGAGAACAAAGACCCAUCAUCCAAUACCGGGCCCAAAGAUGGAGAGUUUGUCACAAAGAAACGCGGUCGGCCAUCCAGAAGGUUUCUACGGAAGAAAUACAAGAAGUACAUGAAUAAAAACAAGUACCCGCUGCUGAGGCCCCAUAACUGCUGGAUCUGUGGCUCGCGCUUCCUCUCCAAGGAGGACCUGCGCUUCCACAUCGACUCCCACGAGGGCAACGACCCCGAGCUCUUCAAAUGCCUCCAGUGCAACUACCGCUGCAAGCGCUGGUCCUCACUCAAGGAGCACAUGUUCAAUCAUGAGGGAACCAAGCCAUACAAGUGUGAGGAGUGCGACUACACGAGUGUUUACAAUAAAGAUGUGAUCCGCCACUCAGCUGUUCACAACAAAGAAAAGAAAAAGAAGGACAAAGAGUUGGAACCCAAGGUGUCUGAGUUCCCCUGUCCUAUAUGUCACAGAGUGUACCCUAUGCAGAAGCGCCUGACCCAGCACAUGAAGACGCACAGCACAGAGAAACCACAUGUCUGUGACAAGUGUGGAAAAUCCUUCAAGAAGCGGUACACAUUUAAAAUGCACCUUCUAACUCACAUCCAAACUUGUGGAGAAAGCAGGUUUAAGUGUGAAUUUUGCGAGUACGUUUGUGACAACAAGAAACUGCUGCUGAACCACCAGUUGUCACACACCAGUGAUAAGCCCUUCAAGUGUGACUACUGCAAAUACUCCACCACCAAAGAGGACUUCCUGGUGUCCCACCUAGCCAUCAAACACACUGGUGAGAAGCCGUUCUCGUGCGAGCAGUGCCACUUCACGACGAAGCACCGCAAGAACCUGCGGCAGCACAUGCGCUGCAAGCACCCGGAGCUGUACGAGGAGUGGAGCCAGAACCACCCCGAGGAGCCCGUGCGGCGCUGCAGACGACCCUUCUUCACCCUGCAGCAGAUCGAGGAGCUCAAGCAGCAGCACGAGGCGCAGGGCCUGCACAACGCCAUAGUGGCUGUGGAUCCCGUGACGCUUCAGGCCGUUCAGGCCAUUGACAACGCCUCAGUGGCUCAGGAUGCCCAGGGAAACACCACCAUCAUCUACGAACAAGGCUCUUCAGACCUGUCUGCACAGAAUGCCCUGGAUCUGCUGCUGAAUAUGAGCAAUGCCCGGGAGCUCGUUGGAAACUCACUUCAGGUUGUGGCUCUUAAGUCAGAUGGUAAGACGCUGGAGCCGGGGACGUGGGUGGAGGCGGAAGAGGGGGCCCAGGUGGCCGGCUCGCUGCAGCCCCAGAAGGUUGUGACCUUCCACGUGGCGGAGAAUGGUGAGACGCUGGUGCAGGAGGCGUUCGAGUCGAGCAUCGGCGACGCCGGCGGUGAGAUCACGCAGAUCUCCAUCGGAGCCUACGAGGGGGCGGCGGACUUCACUGUAGUGGAGCAGGCGGCCGAGGAGAUGAACAGCGCAGAGACAUCUUAUAGUGCAGAGGAGAUCUCCGCCGAUGCCCAGCCUGUGGAGGUGGCCAGUGACGAGGUGUCUGACUCUGGGUCAGUGCAGGAGCACAAGGACAAGUUCUACCUCAGCUCCAGCCUCUCCGAUGGAGUCAUGAUGCAACAGGUGGAGCUGAGCAGUGAGUCGUCGGGCUCCCAGCUGGUGGCGGGGGAGCAGCUGUGUGCCAAGCGCUUCUCCUGCCGCAUCUGCAUGGAGUCCUUCCACGGACGCUCCGACAUGGAGAACCACAAGAGGGCGCACGUCGACUCCAACACCUUCAAGUGCCUCGACUGCAACUACACCGCCACCUCCUGGCUGGAGGUCAAGACUCACAUGGACGAGCAUUCAGACCUGCGUCCCCAUAAGUGCAGCAGCUGCAGCUUUGCCUCCAAGAACAAGAAGGACCUGAGGCGCCACAUGAUGACCCACACCAACGAGAAGCCCUUCACCUGCGACAUCUGUGGACAGAGGUUUAACCGUAAAGGGCACCUGAAGUUCCACAUGGACCGGCUCCACAGCCAGGAGUCCCCGCCCUCCAAGAAGGCCCGACAGGAGGCUCAGCAGCAGCAGCAGACCAUCAUCGUCAACAGCGACGAGGAGGCACUGGCCACGCUGCAGUCCCUGCAGGCUGGUCAGACGGUGAUCAGCCCCGAGCAGCUACAGCAGGCCCUGGGGCAGGAACACAUCAUAGUGGCCCAGGAGCAAGCACUCUCCGACCAGGAGGAGGCCACAUAUAUUCAGCAGAUCACAACAGUGGAUGGCCAGACAGUCCAGCACCUUAUGACUGCUGAUAACCAACAGGUGCAGUACAUCAUCUCCCAGGAUGGAGUCCAGCACCUGAUCCCCCAGGAGUAUGUGGUCGUAUCCGAUGGCAACCACAUCCAGAUGCCAGAUGGGCAGAUUGCACAGAUCCAGUACGAGCAUGACGGAGCUUUUCUACAGGAGCAGCAGAUUGCGUUGAGCCAUGAGGGCCAGAUCCAGUACGUGCCCCUGAACUCUGAGCAGCAGAUCGUGAGCCCUGAGGAGCUGGAGGCCGCGGCCCACUCAGCUGUUACAGCUGUUGCAGAUGCGGCCAUGGCGCAGGUCCAGACGGUCUACACGGAGGCCACUGCAGAACAGCUGGAGCAGCUGCAGCAGCAGGGAAUCCACUACGAUGUCAUCACCUUCGCAGAGGACUAGACACAUACACGCACAUACACACAACACACUCACACCUGCACACACGUUCAUACAUGCAAAACACACAAGCAAUACAUACAACACACAUACAAAUGCAAUACACACAUGUAACACACACAUGCAACACACACACAUACACAUUUGAUACAUACUCACGCAUGCAACACAAGCACGCAUACAUAUGACACGCACACGCACACUCACACAUGCAACACACGCACUUGCAACACACACCCACAUACACAUGCAACACACACUCACACACAAACAAUUAAACUGCUUUCUGGUUUCUGGUGUAAUUUCUGUACAUAGUGAAGCGUCAUGACACCGCAGACACACUGAUGCAUUUUUGCAGUACUGUGUCUGAGUUCUAGGGCACUUGCGCAUUGCAUCAAGAGUUCUAGGCGCUCUGGUGGAUUGUUCUGCUGCAUUGUUGCAACAUUCUAGAACACCAUUGCAGCGUUCUAGUGGCUUGUGAGGGGAUUCCGUCGCUUGAGGCAAGGCGGAUUGUAAUAUAGAUAAGAGCUUUUUUUUAUUCUUUUGAAGAAGAAAAAUAUAAACCCAUUGCUCGCUUUUGGCUCCUGUCAGUUGGGUGCUGCACUAUAUAAGAGGCUGAAAAAAACUUUAGGGGAUAAUAAGUGACUUUGUAUUAAUUAUUUAAGAUUAUUUUUUAUUUUAUUAAUUUAUCUACAAAUGUGCCUGAGCUGCUCUUGAAGAUAUAUUAGCUGACAUAUUGUUCUUUUUCUUUUUUUACAAUCAUGUCAUUAUUUGUUGUUUAGAGGGUUGAGUGGACUGCAGUGGUACUAUGUACUAUUUUUCAGAGUAGCUCCAUUGUCGUGGAGGUUGACAGAUGAGCGUGUGGCCUAUGGCUAUGCCUUUGGAAUGGAUGAUGUCUUCUGUUAUUAUUAUGUGUUGAUCAGUUGCAAAUGUUUUGUUUUUCAUACUAGUUGAAGCUUUGCUAGAGAUGGCAGAAAUCAGAGUGAACUUAAAACCUGAAACCAAAUAAAUCACUUUACAUCAA
This is a messenger RNA of Engraulis encrasicolus (European anchovy), 8360 nucleotides long. Its product is annotated as zinc finger protein 335. The record is from RefSeq and is a predicted model, not a curated record. Gene Ontology annotation, biological process: proteolysis; positive regulation of transcription by RNA polymerase II; positive regulation of neurogenesis. Gene Ontology annotation, cellular component: extracellular matrix; nucleus. Lineage: Eukaryota; Metazoa; Chordata; Actinopteri; Clupeiformes; Engraulidae. The transcript is spliced from 40 exons. The coding region runs from base 176 to 7339 and encodes 2387 amino acids. Gene Ontology annotation, molecular function: metalloendopeptidase activity; zinc ion binding; RNA polymerase II cis-regulatory region sequence-specific DNA binding.